Molecule: messenger RNA, 2005 nt
Organism: Punica granatum (pomegranate)
Lineage: Eukaryota; Viridiplantae; Streptophyta; Magnoliopsida; Myrtales; Lythraceae
Source: RefSeq, a predicted model, not a curated record
GGGGUAAUGAUGCGGCUGUUGCCGCCCGCACGUUCGAGCCAAAACCCUUAAACCCUUCUUCUAUUCGAUAGCCCCACGCAGAGAGAGCUCCAAAAUUGUCCUUACGAGAUGGACGAGGAAGGGACGGGACCGCCGAACAGGGAGCUCUACGCUCUGCUGCACGUGUCGCCGGAGGCGACGGAGGAGGAAAUCAGGAAAGCUUACCGGCAAUGGGCUCAAGUCUAUCACCCCGAUAAGUACCAAGACAUUCAUAUGAAGGAAGUUGCAACACAGAAUUUUCAACGUAUAUGCCAAGCAUAUGAGAUAUUGUCUGAUGAAACUAAGAGGCAAAUAUAUGACAUAUAUGGAAUGGAAGGGUUAAACUCGGGUUUGGAACUCGGGCCAAGGCUGAGUAAAGCUGAAGAAAUAAAAGAAGAACUCGAAAGGUUACGUCAAAGGAAGGAACAAGAAAAGAACUUGGCGCAUUUUCGGCCUUCUGGCACGAUAUUGACGAAUCUCUCGUUGCCUCAUCUUUUAGAUGGUGAUGGCUUUGUGAGAGGAAUGGCCAUGACAAGUGAGUAUCAGUCUCAACUAUCGAAGCAUAACACAUUAGCUCUUAGUGGAAAUUUGGCGGUUGCUGAAAACUCUGGGGGUCGAGCUGGCUCUGUUCUGCUUAGACACGAAAUAUCUUCGGUCGCAUCAGCAGAAUUUAUGGUCACAUUUGGCUUGCAUUCUCUUAUUGGGGUGCAAACAACUCAUCACUUAUCGAAUCAUUCGACUGCAACAAUGGGUUUAGCGAUGUCUCUUCAAGAUGGCUCUAUCAAUCUUUCGAAUACCUGGACUCGCCAGCUCACAGAAACAGCAAAUGGAAAUAUACAGCUUGUUCUGGGUCGGGAGUCGUCUAUUGGAGUUGGUUGGCGCAAGGAAGACAAGAAAAUGUCUGCUGCUGGUGAGGUCAAGUUCGGAACGAGCUAUUUUGGGGCAUCAGCAAAUUGUGCGUGGCGCUUUUCAUCGAAAUCUCAUGGCUGUAUAGGUGGUAAAGUUGGAAGCACUGCACUUGAGAUUGAAAUUGGUGGUGGGAGAAAAAUAUCCAAAUUUAGUACUGUCCGUGCUCUGUAUACAAUUGGAAUUAAGGGUAUAUUUUGGAAACUCGAAUUGCACCGAAGUGGCCAAAAGUUAAUUAUCCCGAUUUUGCUAUCAAGGCAUAUUAAUCCUCUCUUCUCAGCUGGAGCAUUCGUAGUUCCGGCCUCUGCAUACUUUGUACUAAAGAAAUUUGUUUUAAAGCCUUAUUUUCUUAAGAGGAAAAAACAGAAGGCUUUAGAGAACAUGGAGAAAACUUCAGCUGAGGUUCAGGAAGCGAGGAAAGCGGCAGAGAGAGCUCAGAAGUUGCUAGAAAACGUAGCCAAUCGGAAGAAGAACCGACAGCUAGAAGUGGGAGGCCUUGUUGUUACUGAAGCGAAGUACGGAAACCUUAAGAAUGAUGGAAGAAGUGAAGACUUGGGAGGAGUAGACCCCGAAUUAGCUUCACAAGUCAUAGAUGUUACCUUACCCCUAAAUUUCCUAGUCAGUGAUUCGGGACAGCUCAAGCUUCACGAGGGGGUGAGAAAGUCAGGUAUUAUGGGUUUUUGCGAUCCUUGCCCUGGUGUUCCAAAGCAGCUCUAUGUACAGUAUACUUACGAUGGCAAAGAAUUCGAGGUAACUGUGGACGAUUGCGAGGAGUUGACCAUACCCCAAGAAGCACACAGGAUCUAAAUUCACUCGGGACCCCUUUAACAUCCGAACCCUCGGUCCAUUCGAGGCGAUUUUUGAGCUCAUAUUUAUGUUGGAUAGGUUUGCUUUGCCCUUUUUUAUAUCCGUUUCCUUUCUGGGCAACCUGCUUAGUGAUUCCAUGUUGUACUAUAGAGAGCAAAGAGGAAACUCUUUUUUUUUUUUGGAUGAAUAAGCAAAAGAGGAAACUCGUUCUUUUUUCUUUCUUCCCCUAAUAAACUAAAAUCCUUUGACAGAAAUUUCUAAUUCUUUUAUUGGA